Messenger RNA from Paramormyrops kingsleyae, 3842 nucleotides. NCBI's taxonomy places the organism in Eukaryota, Metazoa, Chordata, Actinopteri, Osteoglossiformes, Mormyridae. The record is from RefSeq and is a predicted model, not a curated record.
GAGAUCGAAAGAGUGAGUGAUAGGAAGAGACAGAAGCAGCACCAAGAUGAAUUUAACCAGAAAGCCAACUUAAAUUUCCACUGACGAGUUUCUGUGUAUUUUGAAAUCAAAUUAAAAAAACGAACAGAGUUUGAAAAUAGAAACAUAGUCAGUAGCCAGAAUGGCAAAGCCUUGGUACCAUGGGAAUAUUACACGUUCCAAAGCUGAGGACCUGCUUUCAAAGGCUGCAAAGGAUGGAAGUUUCCUUAUCCGUGACAGCGAGUCAAUUCAAGGAGCCUUUGCCCUCUGCGUGCUGUACCAGAACUGUGUGUACACUUACCGGAUUUUGCCAAAUGAAGAGAGAAAACUUUCUGUUCAGGCCUCCGCGGGUGUCCCAAUCCGCUUUUUCUCUGUGCUGAAUGACUUGGUGGAGGAGUACUACAAGGAGAACAUGGGGCUGGUGACACACCUGCAGUUCCCAGUUCAGAAGGAAGAGGAACCAGAAGAGGAGUCAGGUACUGAACUCUAUGUGUAUCCAUGUUUGCCUGCAAUAACAAUCAUUUGUCAAAGAGUCUUAAACUAUUAUUUCAUUUUGUCUUGUGCCCUGCUGAAUGUAAUCAGUGUUCCUGAAGAUCACUUAAAGUCCAUUCAAGAAUACUUCCGCAAUUCAGUAUGUCUGGAUGCAGAGCAGUUUCAGAGUGGUAACAUUGGCCUCCCAUACCUGAAACAGCUGACACUUGUGAUAUGCAAAAAUUUAACCAAUGAAAUCUCCCGCACAUUACCUGCCUUGGAGGCAUUUCAGAAAGUGGUGGAUCAGCAGAUGUCACCUGGGGUUGGGCGUCUGAAGAAUCCGGUUCCUCCUGAUCAAUCUGUAUCCCUCAGACUUGAACAAAUGACCAAGCUAUUGUACUCUAUAGAAGAGAAGACAAAAAAUGCAGUUUUAGAUAGUGUUAUGGGAUAUGAUGGAGGUCAUAGAAAAUCUUUGAUACCACCUGUAACCUUUGAGGUGAAAUCUGAUGUAUUAGGGAUACCUACCAAAAUGUAUUUCAAAGUGGAUGUUGAUGGUGGAAAACUCUAUUUCAAGAAAGCCAAAGAUGGGUCUGAAGAUAAGUACUAUGUGCACAACAAAAUCUUGCAGCUGGUGAAAUCACAAAAGGUGCACAACAAACUGGUGAUUGUUGUGGAGACAGAGAAAGAGAAGACAAUGAGGAAGGAGUUUGCUUUUGAAGACUCUAAGAAGAGAGAAGGUUUCUGCCAGCUCUUGCAGCAGAUGAAGAAUAAACACUCAGACAAACUGGAGCCUGAUAUGAUUACCAUCUUCAUAGGCACCUGGAAUAUGGGAAAUGCUAGUCCUCCACCAAAAUUAAAUUCCUGGUUCCAGUCGAAGGGCCAGGGAAAAACUCAGGAUGACACAGCAUGUCACAUUCCCCAUGAUAUUUAUGUUAUUGGGAGUCAGGAGGACCCUCUGGGUGAGAAGGAGUGGGUUGAUACUCUGAAAAGCACUCUGAGGGACAUCACCAAUAUUUCCUUCAAACAAAUAUCCAUUCAUACACUAUGGAACAUCCGAAUUGUUGUGCUUGCAAAGCCUGAGCAUGAAAAUCGCAUCUCGCAUGUUUUCUCAGACAGUGUCAAGACAGGGAUUGCCAAUGCCCUUGGUAAUAAAGGAGCUGUUGGUGUGUCCUUUAUGUUCAAUGACACUUCCUUUGGAUUUGUCAAUAGUCACCUGACUUCUGGCAGCGAAAAGAAGCUACGACGAAACCAGAAUUAUAUCAACAUUCUACGCUUCCUGAACCUUGGUGAUAAGAAACUAAAUCCAUUCGAUAUUACACAUCGAUUCACUCACCUCUUUUGGCUGGGUGAUCUCAAUUAUCGAAUUGAAUUGCCAUCAAGCGAUGCAGAAAAUAUUGUGAGUAAGAUCAAGCAGCAGCAAUACCAGGAUCUCCUUAUGUAUGAUCAGCUCACCCAGGAAAGACAAGAGGAGAAGGUCUUCAUAGACUAUGAGGAAGAGGAGAUUACAUUCGCACCCACAUAUCGUUUUGAGAGGGACACACGUGAAAAAUACGCCUAUACAAAGGCCAAAGCCACAGGGACUAAAUAUAACUUACCCUCAUGGUGUGACCGGGUGCUGCGCAAGUCCUACCCCCUUGUUCAUGUGGUGUGCCAGUCUUAUGGGUGCACCAAUGACAUCAUGACAAGCGACCAUUCUCCUGUGUUUGCAACAUUUCAAGUGGGAGUGACAUCACAGUUUGUCUCAAAAAAUGAUCCCAGCAGUGCUUCUGAGGGGGGAAUUAAAUUCAUGAACUGCAUCGCCAUCCUGAGGACCAAAUCUAACACCAAGUUCUUUAUUGAGUACCACUCCAGCUGUCUAGAGAAUUUUGUAAAAAGUCCUGAGGGAGAAAAUCUUGAGCAUAGUGAGGGAUCAUUAAAGGUUCGGUUUGGAUCACAUAUUGAGCUUAAACCAAUCAUUUCGGACCCAGAGUAUCUCCUCGAUCAGCACAUCCUGAUCAGCAUUAAAUCAACUGACUGUGAAGAAUCCUAUGGGGAAGGCUGUGUGGCCUUGCGUGAAGCACAGACAUCUAAUGUAGAGUUUAGCAUUGCCUUAAAACACCAUGGAGAGAAGACUGGAGAACUAACUGGAGUUAUCCAGCUGCGGACCUCCGGUGGCAAGCAGACUGAAAAACUGUAUGAUUUUGUCAAGGUUGAGAGAGAUGACUCUGGAGUUCCAAAGAACAGAGGAAAUGACCACACUAACAAGCCUCCUAUACCCAUCAACAUAAGUAAUCCCAGUUACAUGGGAGUGGGCUAUAAAUCCGGAGGUGUGUCAGAUAUGGGCUGGAGCUACAACAUGCCCCCAAGAGCGAGCCCCCCUGGAUGUCACAUAAGUAAAGAUACAACCCAGGGUAACAUUUCGCCAAAGAAAACUGCACAAGAUAUGGGUGUUCAUUGUCCUCAAGGAAAAGGGUCAGAUCAUGUGGGUGAAGAUGGAAAGCCUCCUGAGAUGUUUGACAAUCCUCUUUAUGGCUCCAUGGUGGUGACAAAGCAGACAUCACGCUCAAAAGAACACGAUUUCCCCCGCAAGGACCACCUCAAUCUACCAGAAGGUUUCGCUGGCACCUCCAAGUCCCCUGAACCUGAAGCUGAGCGUCCUCCUCCUGUACCCACUCCCCGAAAUCGCUCCUUCACAUGCUCCACUGAGUGCAAAAACCCAGGUCCUACAACUCUGCAGCCUCCUGGCUUUAAUAAGAAACCUGUGGUGCCAUCUCGGUCAGAGGGGGGGUUAUUGCCAGGUAACAGGCCCCCACUGCCUCUGAAAUCCCGUGGGGGCCUACCAGACCCUCAGCCGAUCAAACCUAGGGACUACAGAGAGACCGCCGAGCUUCCCAGCAAAGGCCGACCACCGGCAAGACCCACCCAGCCCCCCCCAAAGGAAGGGCAUCAUGAAGGAGUUCAGGCUUCAAAAGCUGGACGCUCAGUGAAAUGAGUUUCAGCAUCAACAGCUUCAUGUAUAUAAGAAAUCCUCAGGAAACAGGAACUACAGCGAUUAACCAGUACAUAACAUUCAGACUGUAAAGAAUGUCAGCUGAAAUAUCAAUUUGGAAAAUAAUAAAUAAUGCAAUGUGCCAGCCUAAAAAGUCAUAAUUCAGGGAUUAAAUUAAUUACAUUCCUUAUAUAUUGUAAAUACUCGUUAUUAUAAAAAUGUUUUUGGGGUUGUUGGGUUGUUUUUUUCAAAUUUUAACCUAAAAUGUGAAUGUCAAUGGCAUUGAUUUGUGCUUUUAAAGGCAAUGAGUCAUUUUAUUGCUUUUUUCAGGGUGUCGUGUAUGAAGUGAAAAUAAAAUAAAAAUUGAGUUGCUGUUCACUCCCAA